AUGACGACCGCAAUUCCAUCGCCGAAGCCAUGGGCGGAUACACCUCUUGCCCCGAUACGCACCCCAGUGUUCCUCACUAAGAAACAUGACCUCUGGACCGAAGGGGCAAGUCAUAUGUGCAUGAUGCACAACUCCCUUUUCCGAGGCUACAAUACAAUCUACCAUCAAGCGUGUCACAUCUCAGAUGCGGAUAAGUCCGAUUUCAUCGGCUAUUGUCUGACUUGGCAUAAAUUCCUGAAGGCGCAUGCCGACAAUGAGGACAAGAGCCUUUUCCCAAGGAUAGAGGAGCAAUUGGAGGAUAAGACGAUUUUUGUGGAGAGUCAUAAAGAACAUGAUGCAUUCAUGCCACAAGUGGAGAACUUCCACACUUACUUGGCCUCCCUUCCCACACCAUCCUCGUUCUCGGGUCCUGCCCUUCUGGAAAUAAUGUCCACCUUUCAGUCGCCAUUCGAAGCACACAUGCGCGCUGAGGUCCAAUUGAUCGCCUCUCUUGCCUCUCACCCAAAGACUCCCGCUCCCGGAAGCAAGUUGGAGAAAACAAUCUUGGAAACAAACAACACCAAAGAAGGGAAUGCAUUCGUAGCAUCUGGAUUCACGGACGUGGUGCCGUUCUUCAUGUUUAACUUCGAGGGCGACUACGAGGAUGGCCUUUGGAAGGAUUGGCCGCCAAUUCCAGGUCCGGUGAGGUGGGGUAUGAUGGGGAUUGCAAAUAUGCUACAUUCGGGAUGGUGGAAAUUUGCUGCUUGUGAUGCGAAGAAAAGGAGGAGGGAGCUGUACGCUCUUGCGGGGUAA
Molecule: messenger RNA, 792 nt
Organism: Mollisia scopiformis
Lineage: Eukaryota; Fungi; Ascomycota; Leotiomycetes; Helotiales; Mollisiaceae
Exons: 3
Coding region: 1-792 (263 amino acids)
Source: RefSeq, a predicted model, not a curated record